Messenger RNA from Podarcis muralis (Common wall lizard), 2084 nucleotides. The record is from RefSeq and is a predicted model, not a curated record. Lineage: Eukaryota; Metazoa; Chordata; Lepidosauria; Squamata; Lacertidae.
AGCUCAGUCGUGGCCAUGGCACAGGCAGAUUUCAAGUUUCUCAUCUGGAUUGGAUUAUUAAGCUGCUUUGUGGUCUGCGGAUCUGCCCAACAAGGUGGGAGCAAUUGUAUAAAAGCUAAUGCUAAAUCAUGUGCUGAUUGUAUACAAGCUGGACCAAAUUGUGGAUGGUGCAAAAGUGCAACCUUCUUUCAAGAAGGAGAAUCUACUUCAACACGAUGUGAUGAUUUGGAAGUUUUAAAAACUAAGGGCUGCCCUCCAGAUGAAAUAGAAAAUCCCAGAGGCUCACAAGCUGUGCCGAAAAACAAGGAAGUAACCAAUCGUGUCAAAGGGGCUGCUGAGAAUCUUAAACUGGAAGACAUUACUCAGAUUCAACCACAGCAAGUACAAUUAAAGCUGCGAAUAGGGGAACCACAGACAUUUUCAUUAAAAUUUAAGAGAGCUGAAGAUUAUCCCAUUGAUCUUUAUUACCUUAUGGAUCUCUCCUACUCUAUGAAAGAUGACUUGGAGAAUGUGAAAAGCCUUGGAACUUCUAUCAUGAGUAAAAUGAAGAAUAUAACUUCAGAUUUUCGAAUUGGUUUUGGCUCUUUAGUUGAACAAACUGUAAUACCUUAUAUUAGUACUACACCAGCCAAACUGAAGAACCCAUGCACCGUUGACCAUAACUGUACAAGCCCUUUUAGCUACAGGAAUGUACUCAACUUUACCAGCGAUGGAAAUCUGUUCAAUAAGCUUGUAGGUGAUCAACAGAUUUCUGGCAAUCUGGAUUCUCCUGAAGGUGGAUUUGAUGCAAUAAUGCAGGUUGCUGUUUGUGGUUCAGAACUUGGAUGGAGAAAUGUCACUCGGUUGUUGGUAUUUUCUACGGAUGCUGGAUUUCAUUUUGCUGGAGAUGGGAAACUUGGAGGAAUUGUCUUGCCAAAUGACGGGCGAUGUCAUUUAGAUAACAAUAUGUACACAAUGAGCCAUUAUUAUGAUUAUCCCUCCAUUGCACACCUUGUUCAGAAGCUAAAUGACAAUAAUAUUCAGAUAAUAUUUGCUGUUACACAAGAAUUUCAACCAGUUUACAAGGAGCUCAAGAAUUUGAUUCCAAAAUCUGCUGUGGGAACACUCUCUUCAAACUCCAGUAACGUGAUUCAACUGAUAAUUGAUGCCUACAAUUCAUUGUCUUCAGAAGUCAUUCUGGAAAACAACAAACUACCAAAAGAAGUCACAAUUGAAUAUAAAUCUUUCUGCAAGAAUGGAGUGAAUGGUACAGGAGAUGAAGGAAGAAAGUGCUCCAACAUUUCAAUUGGAGAUGAGGUUAGCUUUGAGAUUAAAGUAACAGCCAACCAGUGUCCAGAAAAAGGGCAGGGUGAAACCAUUAAAAUCAAGCCACUAGGUUUCACUGAAGAGGUAGAAAUUAAUCUGGAUUUCAUCUGUGAAUGUGAAUGUCACAAGGACGGAAUUCCAGACAGCCCUAUUUGUUUUUGGAAUGGAACAUUUGAGUGUGGUGCCUGCAGGUGUAAACCAGGACGUAUUGGAAAGCUCUGUGAAUGCAGCAUGGAUGAAGUAAACAGUGAAGAUAUGUCAAGCACCUGUAGACCAGCAAACAGUUCAGAAAUAUGUAGUAACAAUGGAGAAUGUAUUUGUGGACAGUGUGUGUGCAGGAAGAGAGAGAAUGCAAAUGAGAUCUACUUUGGCCGGUUUUGCGAAUGUGAUAACUUCAACUGUGAUCGAUCUGAUGGCUUGAUUUGUGGAGGACAUGGUGAAUGUAAAUGUCGUGAGUGUGAAUGCGCAGAAAAUUAUACAGGCUCUGCUUGUGAUUGUUACAUGGACACCGCCCCGUGUGUAGCUGGAAAUGGGCAAAUCUGUAAUGGCAGAGGAAUCUGCAAGUGUGGAGUCUGUAACUGCACAGAUCCCAAAUUUACGGGGCCAACAUGUGAAUUGUGCCCGACCUGCCCUGGAGUUUUGUGCAGAACACAAGUAAGGCUUUUGGAUUUUUAAAUAAUAAAAUAACUUCCUGCUGGGAUAUUUGCAAAUUGCUCCAGGGGAAUUUUUGUGUUCCCCUUUGUACAAGGAACUGUUUCUUGUGGCACAUGUUUUUGCUU